Molecule: messenger RNA, 7504 nt
Organism: Rhagoletis pomonella (apple maggot)
Lineage: Eukaryota; Metazoa; Arthropoda; Insecta; Diptera; Tephritidae
Gene: axo
Exons: 19
Coding region: 799-7482 (2227 amino acids)
Molecular function (GO): serine-type endopeptidase inhibitor activity
Source: RefSeq, a predicted model, not a curated record
UGAAAAUUUAAUGCAAUGUCGCUGAUGUGGUACAUUAAACUCAAGUAACCUACUUUUAAAGUAUCUAGUAGUUGUAUACUAAGAAAAUCAUUAUGUGUAUGUGAGUAAAUAUUUUUCGGAAAAUUUUGUACUGUAUAGCAAAUACAAUAUAAUCGAAUUUUUUCUACGUCUAAAUUUGUGCUGAAAAGUGGCCAAACAAGUCAGCUGUGCAAGCGAAAAAGGAUAUGUGUAAGGUUAUUUGCAAGGAUAAACGCAAAGGAUAUGCGCUCAGAUAAUACACGUGUAUUUAACCUUUCAAAAAUCUAAAUUAGAUCAACAAGCUUGCUGUGGCGCGCGUGCACAAACAAAAUCUUCUGCUGACGACAAACCAAAUUUCAAUUCCGCCUCUUUAAACAGUCAUUCACUUGCAGUGCCAUCAUCGUUAUCCUUGAGUGCUUCAAACAUUAAACAUUAAAUGCUCAAUCAAACAGAAAUUAAAUCGCGUUCUUUAUUUUUGCGUGUUUUUACUUUUAUUGCAACGUGCAACUGCCGCACAAGACCCGCGGAUGUGAAAUGAAAAAAAAACGACAAUUCCAUGCCUGAUUAAGCGAUCCUUUCCACUUUCACUUUAAUGCGGCGCCAUUCGCGCUGAAGUGUAUUCGUGUGUAUAUGUAUGUACAUAGAUAUUAUUUACAUGCUGUUAUGUGAGUGCGACCAGCGCUGAAGGACUCUUUGGCGGUGAAAGUGUGGCAGUAGUUGAAUGCGCCAAUUGGCGCAGUCCUUGAAAAGCGGCCACGAAAGUGAAAAGGUUAAGUGUGUAUGCGUAUCUUCAACAACAACUUCAGCACAAUGCGGUCUCACACGGUGGCAGUGGCAUGGCGACGAUACUACCACUGCCUGCUGCUCCUACUACUACACACACAAGCGUUCCUCGUGCCCACCAACGCGCUACCGGCAUCCACCAAUACGCUUGCGGCACAAAGUGGUGGCGUCGGUGGCGGCGGCGGUGGCUUGAGCUCCAAUAGUAAUAGCAACAACAACAACAACAACAAUAACAGUGGUAGCAAUGUAGCAGGUGGCAAUAGUAAUGUAAAUAGUAAUAGUAACAACAAUAACAUUGCCAUUGGGAUACCCAAUGCAGGCAUAAAUAGCGGCAAUAACGCUGCAAACAAUGUCAACGUCAGUGGGAGCGGCAGCAGCAGUUCGGCCAACAGCGGCAGCAGCAGCAGCAGCAGCAGCAGCAGCAGUGGUAGUGAUAUUGAUUUGCUCAAUAUAGGUGGCACAAAUGCGGGAGGCAUUGGCGGUGUGGCCGGCAGCAACGCUAACAGCAGCAACAUUAUGGUAUUGCCAAGAGAGAAGUUGUACGAGAAGUGCACGGGGCCCGGCGAUCCAGGGCCUUGCAAGCAAUAUAUUUAUAAAUGGCGCUAUGAGCCGCUCUCCAACGAAUGCACCACCUUCAUUUGGGGUGGCUGUGAAGGCAAUCCGCAGAAUCGUUUCAACACAGAGGCCGAGUGUCUGUAUCAUUGCAUUGGCGGACCGCAUACGCUGCCCCCUUUUUUGCGCUCGACUACCAGUGAGCCCAGCACGACUGAAUCAGCGAUACAAUUGCCCGCAAACACUGCAGGGCCGUUUUAUGGCGCUGAUGGCUCUGAUUCCAACCCUGUGCCAUUCGAGCAACGAGGCCCUGAGCUGACAUUUGCUGAAACGGGUCAAGAGAAAACAUUCGUCUUUGCCAAGAAUAACACAUUCAUCCAAAUGGACGGUGAUAUUAUACAAACAUUUCAAUUAAGACUUUGUCGUGAGAUCUCAUUUCAAUUUCGAACACGUCUACCGCAUGGUCUGCUCGUCUAUCACAACGUAAAAAAUCCGGAUCGUAUUAAUUUGGAUCCCUACGCAUUGUAUGUGAUUGUGGAGAAGGGUCAACUGAAAGUUGUGCAUGUUUUCGGAAAGCAUUCAACAAGUGUAACCGUAGGCGAAGGACUCAAUCGUGAUGAAUGGCAUAGUGUAAUGGUACGCAUCGAUGUCCAUGGCGCAAGAUUGAUUGCACGCGUUGACAACAGUCAAGAGGAAGUUUACUUGAAGGGCUUGAACCAUGACACCAACUAUGGAGUGUCAACGAAUCUGCCGUCGGUGGUGCUGGUCGGAGGUCUUUCAUCGGAGGAGAAACUGCAUGGCGUCAAGUAUAUCAUCGAAUCAUUUGUUGGUUGUAUUCGUAAUGUUGUUUUGAGUUCGGGCAAAGCGGCAUCCGAUUUGCUACCCAUUACACCACUGGUGGCCACCAAACAUGAGAACGUCAACGAAGGUUGCGCCGACAAAUGCUAUUCCAGACACAAUUUGUGUUUUGUGGGAUCCCGUUGCAUUAAUCACUACUAUGACAUUUCAUGCGAUUGCUUUGGCAGCUACUAUGAGGGCGAGCAUUGCGAUAUUUACACUGCCACCAUAAUGACACUACGCGGCUCCAGCUAUGUCUCCUAUCGCAUCUAUGACUGGAAGGAUCGCGUACAUUCCUCCAAUACUCGCAUUAGUCUCAUGUUUCGCACACAAUUCGACGAUUCAGCACUCUUCUAUGCGAGCGGUGAAUCACUCAAGCAUCAGUACAUUGCCGCUUCGAUAAAAAAUCAAUCAAUUCAUGUGGAAAUGGAUUUUGGCGAUAGCGUUAUGUCGACAGUGCUCACCGAUGAGUUGACGCGCAGUAAUUGGCAUAAUUUAACCAUUCACCAUGAACGACGCACCGUGCGCAUCAUACUUGAUCAGCAAAUGAAAAUAUUGGAAAUACCUGCUACGUCGAGCGGCAAUUUGCUAUUCGAUCCGGAAAUUUAUUUCGGUGGCGGUCCGGAUUUGCACAAAAAGAAGGGCUUACAUUCGCAGAAUAAUUUUGUUGGCAGUCUUAAAUAUGUCUACUAUAAUGAUGUGUCGAUUUUAUAUGAAUUGCAUAAAAGUAAUCCGAAGGUACACUAUCACGGUGUCCUCGAAGCCGAAUUUCAAGAGAACGAAGUCAACGUCAUACCCAUAACGUACCCUUUUGCGACAUCUCACAUUUGGUGGCCCAUAAAUCACGCCGAAGAAUUUAAUAUUAAAUUCGAUUUCCGGAGUAGUCGUACAGCAGCAGUGUUGGCAUACAGUGAUGUGACAACAGCAUCCGGAAAUGGAUAUUGGGAGAUACGCCUCGCUUCGGACAAGCUGAGUUUUGAUCUAGUACCCGAUUUGGGCAGCAAUCUCACACAUUCAACGGCCAUCAAAAUCAAUAGAGCCACCUCCUGGCAUUCCGUCGAACUGGACUACAAAGCGGGCGAAAUCACAUUCACCGUUGACUAUCAUCUGACGCAGAGUCAAAUGUUCGGUUUGACUUUCAAUAUCGGCGAUAAAUUGAUUAUUGGCAGCAGUCUCAAGUCGGCCGCUUCUGGUCUUGUCGGCUGUAUACGCGACAUCGAGAUCAACGGGCAUUUGAUUGAGCCACGGCAUGUCGUGAAAACGGAACGUGUGGUGGGCGAGGUUGCGCUGGAUAACUGUAAUUAUAUAGAUCCCUGCAAGCGGCCGAACACCUGCGAGCAUGGCGGUAAGUGCUUCGUGAAAGACGAUCGUGUCACAUGCGAUUGCAAACAGACUGGAUAUAUUGGCAAGAAUUGUCACUUCACCAAGUAUCGCAAGACUUGCGAAGAGCUGGCGCUACUGGGCUACACCAAAUCGGAUGUGUACCUCAUCGAUAUUGAUGGCAAUGGCGUAUUUCCGCCAGCGCAUGUUAAGUGUGAUUUUCAGAGUUUGGAGAAUGCUACCAAAACGAUUGUGGAACAUAAUUUACCCAGUCAAGUGGAUGUGCGUUCUGCGCGGGACAAUGACUUCAGCUUCAAUAUACGUUACCGUGAAUUUUCACCAGACAUGCUGCAGGAGCUGAUCUCACAUUCUUUGUACUGUACGCAAUAUAUCAAAUAUGAUUGCUACAAGGCGCCGCUGGAGCUGCACUCGGCCACUUGGUUCACUUCGUCGGCAAAGAAUUUAACCGUCGAUUUUCUGGGCAACGCAAAACGUGGCGCGUGUCCUUGCUCCAUCAACAAAACAUGUGUGGACCCAAAUCAAUCAUGCAACUGUGAUGUGAAAGAAAACAAAUGGUAUUCGGAUGAAGGCUACUACAAUGAACCGCACAGUCUGGGCAUAACGAAUAUGUAUUUUCUACAACAAAAGGAUUUGGAAGAAGAUUCACAGGGACGCAUAACGCUCGGACCAUUGGAGUGUGUCGAAACGAACACACAAAAGUAUGUCGUCACCUUCACUACAUCACAAUCGUACAUCGAAGUGCCGGGCUGGCGCAAAGGGGAUAUUGCCUUUUCCUUCCGCACCACCGGCGAAAAGGCCAUUCUACUCUUCCAACCGCCCAUCCGCCCGAAUCAUCCAUCGUUCAUGGUCGCACUUACCGGCGACUAUCAGUUGACAUUCAACUUUACCCUCAGCACUGGCACUACACGAGAAUUGGUAAUUAACUCGCAUCGCAAGUUGAAUGGCGGCGAAUGGCAUAAAAUUUGGAUUGACUACAAUGAGUAUCACGUACGUUUCAUGAUAAAUACCGACUAUCAAAUGGUUGAUCUCUUGCCCGAGGAGGAAUUCGGACCAUUCGAGGGCAGCAUGUACAUUGGCGGAGCAACGGCUGACCUGCUGAAGAAGCUAUCUGUUAAGGCUGGCUUAAUUGGUUGUUUCCGCGGCCUAGUCGUCAACGGUGAAAUACUCGACAUUUACAGCUAUAUGUCCGUACAUCUGUCGGAGAUAAUUAAGGAUUGCAAACCAUCUUGCGUGCCAUCACCGUGUAAAAAUGGCGCGCAAUGUAAGGAACUGUGGAGCACAUUCCAGUGUGUGUGCAGCAAUCCUUGGGCGCAUAUUGGCGAGUUUUGCGAGACAAAUAUCAACGAGAAGGCACUUACUUUCAUUACACGUGAAUCAUUUUUGAUGCGCAAUUACUUAAGUACACCGGCUGCGACGCCACCCUUCUUACCCGCCGCCUACUCCAUCUAUGGCAUCAAUGAGGAGCGUGAUAUUAUCAAAGGCAUUCUAACCGAGAAUAUCCUUAUCAAUUUGCGCACCUACGAUACGAAUGCUCUCGUUCUCUAUGCUAAUGAUCAUUACAACAAUUUCGUGCAUUUAUAUGUGAGCGCUGGACGUGAAAUAGUUUUCCUCUAUAAUUAUGGUGAUGAAAUUGUUAAUUUAACUAUCGUUGAUGAAACUGUGAGCAGUUUGAAUAGCAUUCAAGUGGCCAUUGAACGAGAGGAGCAUCGCACAACCAUGCAUGUGAACGAACAGAGCGUGAGUGUGGAGCGAGGCAUGAUGCUAUUGGAUGAGUAUAGCAAUAAGCCAUGGAUAAAUCCAGAGAAAGAGGUCCUAUCACCACACCGGCCACCCGCUCCACCCACGGAAUACUUCCAAUUCAACAUUGGUGGCUAUGAUCCGGCGAAUUUGUUGCGACCCAAUCUAGACUCUCCAGCACUGCAGGGAUAUAUUGGCUGCGUGCGUGGCCUGAAAAUUGGCACAAAUUUAAUCGACUUGGCUGACAUCAACGAACGGAAUAUUUCGCCUACUAUGGACGGUGUCCUACCAAAUUGCCAAAUCAAAUGUGACGCUGAGCCCUGCAAAAAUGGUGGCAUAUGCAAGGAGAAUUUCGCCAAACAAGAGUCGACAUGCGAUUGUGAACACACCAGCUUUUUGGGUGAAUUCUGCAUGGAAGAGAAGGGAGCGGACUUUAGUGGCGAAUCGACAUUGUUGCGUAAAUUCGAACUUACCGGCAAAGUGGACUUUGUGCUAUUGCAAUUGGCAUUCUCCUCUUUCGAUUUACGGCGUGCCAAUCGUGUGAUGUUGUUAUUGCAACCGACUGGUGAUCGCAGUUAUUACCUGAUGGUAGCCAUUAACGCCGAUGGGCAUCUGUUAUUCGAAGAGGACCGCGAAGGACCGGCGGUGGGUGCACAAAUCGAACGAAGCUUUCUGAAUAAUGCACGCCAUUCCAUCUACUAUAUACGCAAUGGCAGUGAUGCCACACUGCAUAUUGACCGCGAAAAGGUGCCAUUGACAAAGAUACAGACACGUGCACCGGUGCCAACGAGUGGUGCGGGCGGAAAUCGGGUACAAAUUGGUGGCAUCAAUACGACAGAUGCGAGAUUUGCUGUGUUCAAGAGCUACAGUGGAUGUUUGUCGAAUAUCUACAUACAAGUGAACAAUUACGUCAUGAAGCCGCUUGAGGAAUAUAUGCUCUUCACUAAAUCAGGUGCCGAUAAUAUUACGGUAAUUCAUCCGCAGGGUCUACGCAGCGCACAAUGUAUUGCUAAAUUUGAUAUAUCAGAGCAACCAUCACAAGAACCAAUGGUCAACGUGAGUAUGAGCGCCGAAGCGUGGGUGGAAGAUCCACCGCAGCGUGUACUCUACGUAGCUCAAUUUGGAUAUGACGUUUCCGAGAAGGAAGAUUCCACACAAGUGGUAUUCAUAACGUUGACUUCACUCUUUGUGAUCAUAGUAAUUUGCUGCCUCAUAGAAGUGUACCGCAGUCAUCGAGCUUAUAAGAAACGCAUCGAGCGACAAACUGACGAGGACAUCAUUUGGUCAAAGGAGCAAGCGACGAAAAUGCAUGAGUCGCCAGGGGUAACCGGCACACAAUCGUACGGCUACAAAAAGUUGCCGCAAGAUGAAAAGAAGCCAGGCAAUGGAGCGCCACUUGUGGGUAUUUUGAAAAAUGGCAGCACAGCCACAACAGCAGCUGCGGCUGCAGCUACAACAACGCCGCCGGCCAAGGAGAAUGGAAGUACGAAGAAAAACGGCGAUAUACCACUGGGUCAUAUUGAUGCACGCAUCGAUGAAGAGGAAGAAGACGAUGAUGAUGUAAAUGAAGGCGAUGAUUUGGUCAGUGCGGCAGACAAAAAAACGGAAGUGGACAAGAGCUUAGACGAAGCUUUGGAAGCAGAACAGCGUAAAGAGCAGGUGGAGCAGAAAGAGAUUAGUGCGAAUGCACUACAGAAAGGCGCUCAGGCGGCAAAUGAGGAUAAGACAAGGCAGGCAAGUGGAAAAGAAAUUAGCGCAGAUGCAACUAAAAAAUCGAAUGAAAAACCAAGCGAAGGUGGUGGUGGUGCCACCAACGAAGAAACGAAAACGAAGGAGGGUAGUAAAGAAAUUGCGGAGAACGACAAGUCGAAUGCAACAGCAGCAACAGCAGCCACACCGACAACAAAACAAUGCAGUGGUGCAAACGUUCAAGCAGCCAGCCAAAGCACAGCGUCGCCGCCUUCAACGUCAGCGCCGCCACAUAAUCCGGAGAAGGAGACUCAAACGCCAGCACAAAUAGGGGGCGAUACGGUGGAUGGCCAACAGCGGCAAGGACAGCAGUCAUCGCCUGCAACUACCAAUGGCACAACAGCGAAUGGCCAUGGCACGGUAAGCAAGCGAUAUUGUGUUGAGAAUGGUGCAGGUUUAGCGUUAAUUGGCUUAGCACCUUUAUGUUCCAUAAACGAAACCGAUUUAUUGCUUGAAUCAGAUUGAUUUCAUUAUGUAAAUAUACAUU